GUUUCCGGCUCUUCUCACUUGUAGACGCUCGUAAGUGUUCGGCAGGUUCCGGCGAGACUCGGCAACUCCGCGUCUCGCUCCGCUCUGCUCCGAUCGUCCGGUGCGGUGGUGCAGGGUCCCGGGCAAGUCAUGGCGUCCCCGUCUCGGAGGCUGCAGACUAAACCCGUCAUUACUUGUUUCAAGAGCGUCCUUCUGAUCUACACGUUCAUCUUCUGGAUCACUGGUGUUAUCCUUCUUGCUGUUGGCAUUUGGGGCAAGGUGAGCCUGGAGAAUUAUUUUUCACUUUUAAAUGAGAAGGCCACCAAUGUCCCCUUUGUGCUCAUUGGCACGGGCACUGUCAUUAUUCUUUUGGGCACCUUCGGUUGUUUUGCUACCUGCCGAGCUUCUGCAUGGAUGCUGAAACUGUAUGCAAUGUUUCUGACUCUCAUUUUUUUGGUCGAAUUGGUCGCUGCCAUCGUAGGAUUUGUUUUCAGACAUGAGAUUAAGAACAGCUUUAAGAACAAUUAUGAGAAAGCAUUGAAGCAGUACAACUCUACAGGAGAUUAUAGAAGUGAGGCAGUAGAUAGGAUCCAAAAUACGUUGCAUUGUUGUGGUGUCACCAACUAUAGGGAUUGGGAAGAUACGAAUUACUACUCAGAUAAAGGAUUUCCAAAGAGUUGCUGUAAAACUGAAGACUGUUCUCCACAGAGAGAUGCAAAUAAAGUAAACAAUGAAGGUUGUUUCAUAAAGGUAAUGACCAUUAUUGAGUCAGAAAUGGGAGUCGUCGCAGGAAUUUCAUUUGGAGUUGCUUGCUUCCAGCUGGUAGGAAUCUUCCUAGCCUACUGCCUCUCUCGUGCCAUCACGAAUAACCAGUAUGAGAUAGUGUAACCAGCCUAUCUGCGAGGCUUACUCCUCUCCAACUUCAAGGACACUUAGGUUCCCCCCUGUGAAAUAUAAGAAUGCCUGGAUGGAACGCUGAAGACACUACUUACCAGUAGAUUGAAAGGCUACAUCAAUUGACCGAGUCAAUCAAGAUAGUUGCUCAAUAUGUUCUAAGUCCACCUUACAGUCCCAUUCUUAUUAGAUCAUUGAAACCCUCUAUCCCUCCGAAACACUGGAAGAGCUAGUAAAAUGUAAAUGAAAUAUUGUGUUCCUCGUAUUUUUCUCAGUGUGGGGCCUUUGAAAGGCACUGUGAGUUUGCUGUUUUGAUGUAGAUGGAACUUGACCCCUCUGAAUUUGCUAUUGAUAUAAUGUGAUAGACAGUUGACCUCUCUGAACUAUGACCCCUUCCCAGCCAAGGUUAUCUGAUUUGAUUGUGUCAUUUGCACCAAGAAGUUAACGUGCUUUACUAGCCUCUGUUCUCCAGAUGGGCAGAGAAUCACAUGGCACCCAUUGUCAGAGUUGCCAGGUGGUGGUACUGGUCUAAAGACCCAAGACUACAAGGCACCACCAGUGUUCGGUGAUGCAUCAGGUUUCAGCACACAAUUUAACAUUUCUUUGCCUCUGAAUUAAGGCAUUUAUACAGUUUAUAUUUUCCUUAUUGUUGAAAGGUUCUAAUUAUUACUUCAACUGUGUCGGAAUUAUUGUACUUUCCUUAGGAAUUUAAUGGAACUUAUCUUCAUUAGCUUUCACUGGUAUUUCCUUAUAUUAAUAGUCUUAGUUUCGGUUUGUGUCUUUGGUGAAUAAAUAUAUGUCUUUCACA
Messenger RNA from Lepus europaeus (European hare), 1681 nucleotides. RefSeq names its product tetraspanin 6 (gene TSPAN6). Lineage: Eukaryota; Metazoa; Chordata; Mammalia; Lagomorpha; Leporidae. The transcript has 8 exons. Bases 130 to 867 code for a protein of 245 amino acids. Gene Ontology annotation, cellular component: membrane. The record is from RefSeq and is a predicted model, not a curated record.